Zootoca vivipara (common lizard) is the source of this 9624-nucleotide messenger RNA. Lineage: Eukaryota; Metazoa; Chordata; Lepidosauria; Squamata; Lacertidae. The record is from RefSeq and is a predicted model, not a curated record.
GCGAGUGUUCCCUUUUGGCCUUCCCGAGACCGCCAUGACGGUUUUGUGUGUGUGUGUAUGUAUGCGUUGAGUGAGGUGUAUGUAUCAGUAUGUGUGAGUGAGUGAAUGUGAAAGGGAAGGAGGAAGAGGAGAGGAUGAGAGAGGCUGGGGGAGGAGGAGGAGGCGGCUCCACCAGCACCGUGGGGCCUAGCUCUGUCCCUUCCGAGGAGCUGUGGGGGCGACUGAACCCCACUCCCCGACCUGCCCCUUUGGAGGGGGGUGGGUGGGUUUAAAGGCCCUCCCUUAUGUGGGGGGAGGGACAGCUGGGCAGCGCAGAGCCCCCUUGAGGAAAAGGGUGGGGUGGGGGGGCACUAGGUUCCCACUUCCCCCUUGGAUUGCAGGGCGUGGGGGCUGGCAUUGGGGAGCGCCUAGAGGGCCCCACCCCGUUGCACGAGCAAGGGUUUUGCAAGGUUAACAACCCCCCUUCCAUUGCUUCGGAGGGGGGCAGAAGGCUGAGAGAUCGCCAAGGAAGGCACUGGGCCUUUCCCAUCUGGGCUCUGUGUGUGAGAGUGAGGCCAGAGCUAUGUCCCUGAUUUAAAGGGAAAGGCUGAUCAGCAUCAGCAUCAUAAAUAUCAUUUGGGGAAAGCUUUCACCUAGCCCCCCCCCCUGCUCUCCAAAGUGCAUGGAGAUGUUGUUAGAGUAACAAGCCAAGGGGCAAGUCCCCCUCCUCCUCCUCCUCCUCUUCCUCUUCCUCCUCCCCCUCUUCUUCUUCUCCCACCUCCAGUAAGUCCAAGGAGUGGGGAGUGGGCUUAGAGAGGGGAGUGGUCUGCCUACAUUUGAAAAGGGGAGGGUGGGUGUUCUGGCAACUAAGGAAAAUCUCAGUGGUGGGCAGAAGAGGAGGAGGAGUCAGGAGGAAGCAAGGAGGGUUGGAGGGGGGGGGUUACUGGAGGUUGCACCGCGCAUAGGCAAUGCCCAAGGCUCCAUCCAAAAUUAGGGGUGCAGGGGGUCCUUGAGUAGAUGUGUGCUACAGCGGGAGCUUUCCUUGUUAUUUUUUAGAUGUUCGGGGGAAGGGAAGCCUCCUCACGCAUCAUCCCCUUGUUUUCUCCCAAGGGCAAGGAAGGAAACCGUGGAGGGUAGAAUAGGAGAGAGGGGGUGAGAGGACUGGGGGAAACUGCUGCUAUGAAUCUGUAAUCGCCUCUUUGGGGAGAUCGACCCGCCCCUCCGACUCUUCUCCACCCCCCUAUUUUUGUGGGGGGGACUGAGGGAGAGACGCACGCACACACAAAUCCUUCAACAACUGGCUGGAUCUCUUCUCUCUCUCCCCCCCCUCCACUGCCCACCAUGACAACAAACCCAGUAUUAGAAUCGCCAUCCGCCCCAUGGCCACACAGCAGGUGAGUAGCCCAUCUCUCCUUCUCUCCCUGCUCCCAAACCCUUCAUGGAUUUUAAGGGGGGGGGCUGCUCCCCACCUCCAAUCUCCUCCCAUCCUAAGGCACAUUUGGCUGGUGCCUGUCUGGGAUAUGUGAGUGUUUGUGUAGAUAUAUGUGUGUGUGGUGUGUGUAGCGAUUGUAAGACGUACAGCAUCUUUUCUCUUUCGGAGGCUGCUGAUGGAUGAGGAAGAAUCUUUGGUGCCUGGAUGCGCUUCCCAAAGCCCAGAGAGUAGCUGAAGCGGGACGUAGCCAAUGUCGUCCAGCAAAGGGGCGGGGGCUGGAGCUCGCCGGCGGCGGACGCGGUGCCGGAAGUGCAAAGCUUGCCUGCGGUCGGAGUGUGGGGAGUGCCACUUCUGCAAGGACAUGAAGAAGUUCGGGGGGCCUGGGCGCAUGAAGCAGUCGUGCCUCCAGCGGCAGUGCACGGCGCCAGUUCUACCUCACACGGCCGUGUGCCUGGUGUGUGGGGAGGCCGGGAAAGAGGACACAGUGGAGGGCGAAGAGGAGAAGUUCAACCUGUCGCUCAUGGAGUGCACCAUUUGCAACGAGAUUGUGCAUCCGGGCUGCUUGAAGAUGGGAAAGGCCGAAGGGGUCAUCAACAACGAGAUUCCAAACUGUUGGGAAUGCCCCAAGUGCAAGAGAGAAGGCAAAUCGACGAAAGACUCGGGUGACGGCACAGGGAAGCGGCGUUCCGACAACGGCGAGGACGGCGUCCGGUGGAAGCUGACGGACGAGCCUGCUCAGAACAAGAAGAAGUUAGCACCGGCGCCGCCUUUGCCCCCGCCGCCCACGGAGGAAAGCCCGGUUCAGGCCGGGGCCCACAAGCGGAAGAAGGAGAAGGAGCUGCCACCCCCAGACACAGGGCCCAAGAAAAAGUUAAAAGGCACGCGGGAAAAGCAUUUGAAGAAGGCCACUGAGCAGCAGCCUGAUGGGAACAAGUUGCAAUCCAUGCAGACCUGGAGCCGCAUGGGCAGCGGGGACUUUGAGGUGAAGGGCACCAUCUCCCACCCCUCCAUCCACUUGAAUCAGAUCACCGCCAGCGACUUAGAGAAGCCGAAGGGUCCUCCGGGCCCCCUGGAGCCCUCCACGCAGUCGGACAAGUCCCACCAGAGGGAAAAGUUGGAGCGCUUCAAGCAGAUGUGCCAGAUGUUGGAGCGGGUGAAGAACAGCAGCAGCUCGAGCUCCAGUUCGGACUCUGACUCUGACACGGACUCUCGGGGCUCAGACGGCUCCAGCGGGGGGGUGUCAAGCCGAGCCGCCUCCCCAGCCACCCGCUCCCAGCGCCUGGCCGCCCUGGGCUUCAGCGCCAGUGAGGACGAUGAGGAAGAGGAGGAGGAGGAAGAGGAGGAGGCGGCGUCGGAGGGCGGGCGGCGCAACGGCAGCUCGGAGACGGCGCGCAACGGCAAGCAGCCAAAAGCUCGGGGGAACUCUCAGGAGAAAGAGAACAAUCACCGCCCGACCAGCCGGGGCAGCGAGCGGGCCAAGCAGCAGGCGGGCGGGCGCAAGGCGGGCCGGCCCGCCGGGCAGACGGGCCUGCGCAUGGUGGCGCGGACUCAGUUCCUCAACUGGCCCCUAGUGCCCUCGCCGCCCAAGCCUCUGCUGCAGCUGGAGCGGCACGUAGUGCGUCCGCCCCCCGACAGCCCCGAGCCCGACUCCCUGCCCUUGGACAGCGGAUCCGACCAUAUCAUGCAGCGGGACGUUUGGUUGGCCGUCUUCCAAUACCUCAGCUAUCGGGAGCUGUGCGUCUGCAUGAGGGUGUGCCGGACGUGGAGCCGUUGGUGCUGUGACAAGCGGCUAUGGACGCACAUUGACCUGAGCCGUCGGAAAUCCAUCACUCCCUCCAUGCUGAGCGGCAUCAUCCGCCGGCAGCCGGCCAGCCUUGACCUUAGCUGGACCAACAUCUCCAAGAAGCAGCUAAUGUGGCUUCUCAACAGGUUGCAAGGCCUCAAGGAACUCAUCCUGACAGGCUGCUCUUGGUGCUCUGUGUCGGCGCUCAGCACAGCCAACUUCCCCUCCCUGCGGCUCCUGGAUUUGCGCUGGAUCGAGGACGUCAAGGACUCUCACCUCCGCGAACUGCUGUUGCCUGUCCCAGAUGCCAAGCCAGGCCAGAACGACAGUCGGGGUCGGCUCCAGAAUGUUUCCGAGCUGCGGCUCUCUGGGCUGGACAUCACGGACUCCUCGCUGCGCUUGGUGAUCCGGCACACGCCCCAGCUUGCCAAACUGGACCUGAGCCACUGCAACCACGUGGGCGACCAGUCUGUUAACCUGCUGACUGCUGCUAACUCCCCACUCCGAGAGACUCUUGCCGAGCUCAACCUCGCCGGGUGCAACCGGCUGACGGAUCAGUGUCUGCCCCUUUUCCGCCGCUGCCCGCGCCUCUCCCGCAUCGACCUGCGCACCUGCCACCACGUCACGCCCGAGGCCUGCGCCCGCUUUGCCGAGGACUCUGUCUCCAACAGCACCUCCGCCCCCCCGGCCCCCGGCCCGGCGCCUCCCGGGCCUCCUUUCCGUUGCUCCGAGGAGAAAUUGCUGCUGAAGGACAGCUAAUACCCGCCCUGGGGUGGAGGCGCAAGGGAGACUCUGCCUCGCCAGUCGGACAAACCGGACGCGGACUCUGAGAGAACCUUUUUACUUAAAGCCAUGCACUGAACCGGAGUGGCGUCUCCACCCCCUCGAUGUGCGCAGCUAAAGAAGAGGGUGGAGGGUUGUGCUCCCCCCACCCCACCCCACUCCCCACCCCUGUCAGGGUGGGGGUCGGCCGCCUCUUGCUCCAUUCCCCCCUCGUUCCAGGACAGAGCCACGGAGUAAGUGGGGCCUGGGGUAGCCUUGUUGCUUUACAAUGCUGGGAAAAGGCGUAUUCCUCCUCCUCCCAUCAUGCACUGCGUCGUCCUCCCCCCCCCAAACCCCAACCUGUCUGUGCCGCAGUCGGUACCAUUUUCUCUUUCUCUCGGGGGUGAGGGGGGUUGACACACAGCCUUGAAAUGCUGGCUCAGGAGGAAGGCAGCUUAUUUUAUGGUGUCAGGUUAUUUUUCUCACUCCAGCCCCGCUCCCUGAUGCAUAUGUGCACUCCAACCUCCUCCACCCCCCACCUCCCCACAUGCUGCCUUUAUGAUUUUGAAAGUGCGUGUGCCUGCCUGCCUGCCUUCCCCCCCUCCCUCCCCAAGCACUCAUUUUUUUCAGUGUGGUUUUUUAAAGGGUUGGGGCAGGGGAGCCAGGCAGCUGAUACUUAGAUCCCUCCCACCCACCCCCUCACUACACACCCACUGAAAUUCCGUCCGCCCCACUUCCAUUGGGGAGGGCACAGGCUGUGGGUCGCCACACAUGCGCGGGGGCUGAAUGUGCAGGCGGUCUCCCGUGGCCCAAAUCCGGACCCCAUGUUCCUGGCCCUGGAAGCCAAAACGAUAACACACCCCCACCCUCCCAUGUGCGCACAUGGCAAUCCGUACGCAUGCUGUCUCCGCUGCUGUAUUGUUUACACACGCACACACAAUCGACAUACACGCAUGCACGCACAAGCUGUGUGCGUGGAGAGAGACUCCGUCCCGCAACACUUGCCUCCCCGUCUUUAGUCCCCAGCCGCCACCCCAGGUCACUGGUAGACCGGGCAGAGAUUCAGAAGCUUGGGAUAUCCUCCCCAAAAAUGCUUCAGAUCCACCUUGUGCGUCCCUGUGUGGAAACCCACAUCGAAACGCCGCAAAGGAGCACGCGGGGCCAAGUGUGACACGAAACGUCCUUUAUCUCUCGGUGCUGCCCCGUGCGCAUGCAAGGAGCUCGUAAGGAGGAAGCGCCUUGAAAACGCCACAGCCCUUCCCACGUGCGCAGCAGGCACGGCGCCUCUUCUGCUGCCCUCUGUAUGUAUAGCACAGCUCCUAAGGCCUCCCUCUCGGGACACCGUUCCGUACCGCGAAGGUAAUGUUGGAGAAGCCGCGUUGUGAAAUUAACACGAGGAGCGUGCUCUCUCCCCCUCCAGAGUCAGACAACUUUGGGGGUGUUGAUACCAGGAGCACCGUAAAAAGGUGAACCACACACACACACCCCAAGCCCAUAUACCUGUUAAUCCAAACAGCCCUGCCUGCUGCCACCCCCCUUGUGUAUUCCUCUUCCAUCCCAUCCUGGCACCUCCAUCUACCAUUCCACUCCAGCAGCAUUUCCAACUCGGAAGUCAUGCUCCUUCCUCUCUAUCUGCCCCCCCCCAACUCUCGGCCAGUAAUGUGUGUCUGGGUCAGCCCCUGGGGGUGGGGGUGGGGGGCAAGCAAGAUGAACAGCUUGAGUCUGCUGUCUUGCUGUGCUUGAUUUUUACUUUUGAAAACCCCUCCCGGGAGAGGAGAUGCCGCUAUCUGGCCUGACCCUCCUUCUCUGCCAGCCCCUCCAACCCUUGUCCCACCCCCACCCCACUUUCCUUCCUUGGUCCAUAAGCUUUAAUAACCACUUUUAAGGGGGGGGGAGCAGAGAGCUGCGUUUUCUUUCCCACAGCACCACGCAUGUUGGGCUUGGGUAGCCUUGUCUUAAUUCUGGUCUCCCUCCUCCGCCGCGGAGUUGUCAAACUUGAACACACACACGUUUUCCCCUCCCCACCUCGGCUGCGUUCUCUUCCCACCCCGUGGUCGUUCUUUCCCGUUUUUAAAGAGCGUGGUGGCAGGAGGAGGAGGAGGAGGAGGGUGGUGGUGGUGGAAAUACUGUAGAAAAAGGCACGAAAAAGAAUGUUCUGGACCGAAGACGUGCCUGUUUGCCGGCCAUUUCUUGGCUCCUUCUGUGGCGGAGGUGGGAUUGAUGCGGAUAACGGAGCUCUUCUUCCCUUCCGCCAUGCUGGCCCGACCCGGCAAGGGAGGCUGGUGCAGCCGUCCAAGGUGCCCAGCUCUGCUCACUGAGCCAUUUUUGCUUCUUUAGGUUUCCUCCAACGGGCAUGGGACUCAGCUAGGUUUCGGGAGGGAGAGACGGUCAGUCGCCAGCAGGGGGCAUCAUCACAGGUCACCCGGAUUCCCACAGCUGGGGGGGGGACCUCCCUGCCGCUGCUGCCCCCCAACCCAACUUUCUUGUUACAAAGAUUUCCCGGAGCCCCUUCUCUUCCUUGGCCCCCUUCCCCUCCGCCUCCACCUGGGUCCCCGGAGGAUGCCGCCAUCAAAUGGGGAAGAAGAGGAGAAAUGGCUUGAGACUGGGUUGGGUGGUGGUUUUUCUUAUUUUUUAUUUUUUUUUGUCAAAUCGGUAACCAUAACUACUUCUUUUUUUUGUUUUUUUGUUAAUAUAUACUUGAACGUUCAUUUAUUACUAAAGCAUUACUUGAAAAAAAACACACACGCAGCGAUAGGUUGUGGAAUCGGAGGCGAGGUUUUUGGUGUUUUUUUUGUUUUGUUUUUAAGGUUAUGUUGGGUGCUUUUUAUAUUGUUUUAAGAAAAUCGGUUUUCGUCGUUGCUUUUUUAAACUUUUCAUUUGUCCAUGGUGGUUUUUUUUGGUUUUGUUUUGUUUUUUGUUAUUAUUAAAAUCCUUCCCUCUCACUUGAUUAGCCAAAGAGGGCCAAGGUAUCUUACUUUCUCCCUUGCCCUGCUCCCUUCUUUUCCCUCCUUUCAUAGUCGCCUCUUAGAAGCUCCUAAAACAAAAAGAGAGAGUAUUAAAGAUGGUGAGGAGCUGUGGGGAGGGAGGGGGGCUAGGAUACAACGGAGGCAAGUGUGGGGCAAGAAAGGGAAGCUCAGUAUUGUGCAUUUAUGGGGGGGAGGGAGAAGAUAAAACAGUCCUCCCCCCCCCAUAUCCUCAAAAAAAUAACGCUAACUUUCCUUUGGACACAGCAUAAAUGUGUACUUGAUUCCAGGGCUCCCCACCCCCCCCUCUCUGAAUCGACACCCUCCUUGGUGCAAAUGAGGCCUGCUCUCGCCACAGCAGCCUUUGCUCUGUUCCUUGUCUCCUCGAUCUCAAUUCCUCCUCCGACCAAAGGAGACCCGUACACUAAGAAAUGGCAAAUUUAUGGGUCUGGGUUUCACUGUGUGCUUUAUGGAUUGUGGAGGAUGGGGAGAGGCAAAUCACUUAAUGUAAAAGGAGUGGGGGGGUCACACUCCCUGUGCCAUGGGGUGACCCCCCACCCCAAACCCUCGGCUUCCCUUGUCCAAAACAAGGGGGGGCAAGGGGGACGGAGGUGCUGUUUUCAGACAUAUCAUUUAGGGUUUUGUUUUUGUUUUUUUAAAGAAAAGAAAAUAUUUGUUUUUAAUGGAUGUUUUAACUAAGAAAAGAAAAAUACCUCAGGUUUUAAAAGAAACGGUGAAGAAAGCGAGAGAGAGAAAAGCGAGAAUUAUCAUCUAAGGGUGCGCUACUAUGCUACAGAUUGCUGCUUUGGGUGGGGGGGCUGCGAGGGGUGGGAAGUUGAAUGAACCCCAGAGAGGGGCGAAAAUGCUCCCUUUGGGCAGGGAGAGGUGGCCGCAGGUGAUAAGCCCACCCCUCUGCUCCCCCUCCCCAACCACCCAUAUUUUCUCCCACCCACAAUCACUUGAAAGGCAAAUGAGCAUUAAUAUACAGGCAGCUGUCUCUCAAGCCUAAACGGUUUGCUCCUGGAAUGAUAGAAGAAUAUGGGGGGGUGGGGUGCAUUUGCUAUCACCCCCCUGCAAAAUGAAACAAAAACCCCUUUGCUCCCACCCCAUGGAUGUAGCCUCCCACAAAAUGUUCCAAGGGAUUCCCCCUCCCCGCCCCCCAAGAGGUAUAAUAUGGAACAUUUUCCGGUCACUGGCGUAAUUGCAUACACGAAACCCCUUUCCCCAGUUUUUAGCGGACCAAAGCUAUAUUCCAGCUCCUCGUUUCCUCCCCUCCAGGCGAUUUUCUCCAUCUUUGGCUACAACUUUUAAACCGCACACACGCCCAGGUUUUUCUCCUCCUCCUCCUCCUCACCUGUAUCCACCGAGACAAAGAUAACGUAAGCCCCAGGGAGGGGAGGUGGGAGAGAAAGAAAGAAAACACGAAAACUUUAAAGAAUCCACUUUGGAGCAAUGUGUCUUUCGCAAUGUUUGACCUGCACAUCUCUGUCCCAGACCCCCGCACCCUUGGGAUGCCGGGGAGGGGCGGGCGCGAGACCAGGUUCCGAUCUGAAUUUCAGGGGUUCUAUUAUUGUACAAUAACUGUUUGCUAUAUAAACAAAAACUGAAAAAAAAUCAAAAAAAGGAAGUAUGUUUUGGUCUUAAGAAGCCUGUUUUUCAUUAUUUUCCCCCAUCCCCUGGUUUUAUUUUCCUUCUGAAAGAAAUGUUGCGAAUAAAAAAAUGUUGGGGUUUUUAAUUAAUUUUUAUUAUUAUUAUUUUCAUUGGGUUCUGUUUUAUGGUUUCUGGAAAUAUUUUUUUUAUAAACUCUCCUUUUGUUUUUUUUUAUAAAAAAGUUUUAAUUUGUUUUUAUUUUGCGUUGGUCCAAUGGCCAAAUGUUCUAGGUUUUUUUGGAGUGGGGGGGGAGUUGUCAGUGGAGAGAAGGGGAUUUGAAUUAAUAGAUGGAUGCAUAUCUGACACCUUGAGACGCCAUUUUCCAGGACUGAAACUGGCGGCACCUUUCAGCUUUGAAUCAGAAACUAUUUCAUUUUAGAGUGUGUGACUGUGAACUUCGGAUGAGCUCACCUGUUGUGUUUCUGUGUGAGUCGUUGUUGUGAAUGUGCCCUUGCCUGACGGUCAACAGGCCUUUGUCUCUACACCCGCAGCAAAAAUAGGUGGUAGAAAAGCCUGUACAAGACGAGACGGGAGGUCGAGGGUAGCAAUUCUGAAUGCACUCAUUUUUUUCUUUAAAAAGAAUUAUCUGCAAGUAGAAAAACUGGCAGGGAAAGGAGCUCCCUUCUUGAGAUGCUAGUUCUUUACUUGCAGGGAUUGAUUUAAUGCGAGGAACAUUAGAAAAAUGGCAUUACCCACGGCUGCAGCCUGAAGUGGUUCACUCUAUGCAACCACCUCUCUCAUGCUGCAUUUGUAGUAUGUCACAGAGAGGCUCAAAAGAACACCCAAGAUGCUCUACAAUAUUUCUUUUCCUUUAGUAGAUGAAUCCUAAUUCUGUCUGGUCUCUCCACACUGAGGGCGAUUCUGCUCUGGCUCAGUCUCUUGGGAAGUUUCAAAGGGGGAGGGUGCACAGUUCGGACUGAGACUCAUUGAAAGAUGCAGUGGGCAGCUUCCGGGGGUGGGGGUGAGGAGCGUACUUUGGGUUCACAGGUAGUUUAAAUUUCCCAAGGUCACCCGUUGAUCUUCAUGGUUAAGUGGAGAUUUGAGUUUAUUAUAAU